ACACACACCCUCUAGAACCGGUGGAUGAACUUCAGCAGGAUAACGGAUGAACGCAUCAGACAGAUAGCUAGCAAAAUGCACAGCAUACUAUGAACUCCAGAUGUCAAUGUAUUGGAAGAGAACACCCGCCCACGACGAGUGAGUCACACUUUUAAAGUAGCUGAAUAAGUGAGCGACAGUGCGGACGGGGAGUUUCUGCGUGGGGUAUUUAACUUCUUUCUGGUACUUAAAGCUCUCCCGGCUGCGGCGUUUAUGGAGAAGCGCAGCAUCGAGCUCGAGCCGCCACACGGACUGAUAGUUGCUGCGCGAGGCGCUGGUGUCAGGUAUGGAUAGCGCGCGGGAUACCUGCGGACGCCGGUGCGCAUCUUCGUAAAGUGCGACACUUCGAGACCGACGAGGCCGAAAACUUUAUUUGUCCUGAGUCAAAAAGUUGGAGAGCGAAAAAAAAAAAAAAAAAAAGGACACGUGCGCUUUUUUUGGCAAGCUGCAAAACAAACAGUCCAGAGUGAAGUACUUUCACAGCCUGUAGGCUUCACGGGAAGCUUUGAAGUGGAGAAGAUGAGUCAAGAGGUCCCGAGAAGAUUUCAGAUGCUGCUUGUGCUCUGGUCAAUACUUCUUGUGAGUUUGGUGACAGGGUUACCUACCAGACGCAAGAAUAUUGCCCACAAAGCCCAUGGCCAGUCAGUUCGUAGUGGUGGGGUCCAGUAUGUCUCUGAGGCUUUGGAGCAGCAGAACCAGGUUCAGAGUCUGCUGCCUGAGCCCCACAGCCACCAGAGGAGGUGGUCUCACCCCCAGCACCGCUCGCUUGGAGUUCUUCCACAGCCUGAACCUGAGGAGGAGACCAAACCCUUUAUAUUGGAUCUGAAAAACUUUCCAGACCUGGCCAAUGCUGACAUUAACUCACAGAACCCCAACAUACAGGUAACCAUUGAAGUGGUUGACGAUCCUCAGAUGGAAGUGGAGAUGGACCUUGCCAAGGAAAAAGACUGGCUACCCUCCUCUUCCUCCUCCCCUUCUUCCACAGUAGAUCUGCUCGGAGGCAAGAAGCUUUUCUGGCCCCUGUUUUGGAGUUAUACCGAUUCCAGUGAGGACAGCAACAGCCGGUCAGGCGUGGAAGAAACUGGCGAGGAAGAGGAGGAGGAAGAUUACUCUUUGGAUUAUGGUAGUGAGGAGCCCUUACCCAGCGGAGUAGGUGGAGACUGGGAUACUCGCUGGAACGAAGGCUGGGAUCCAAUGCAGAGUUACUAUGAGAAGGACAUAGAUGAUUGGACGCCCUGGUCUCCCUGUUCAGUGACAUGUGGACAUGGUGAGAGGAAGAGGACCAAGUCCUGUGGGUACUCCUGUACGCUGACAGAAGCUUCUAAAUGUGACCUGGAGCCUUGCCCUGGUGAUGUCAAUACUGUGGUGGAGCCUUUCCCUUUUGAAAUGGAAAAUGGCACAGAGCCUUUUGGGACAGAUGUAGACAGCUGCGAGAAAUGGCUCAACUGUAAGAGUGAGUUCCUACAGAGGUACCUCCAUCAGGUUUUGUCUGAGCUGCCCAACUGCCCCUGUUCCUACCCUUUCGAAGCAGCGUACACUGUGGUCAGUGUCUACGAUGAGACUCACGGACAGCCGUUCCGCUGGCACGAUGCCAGUGGCCCCAAGGAGCGCCUGGACAUCUACAAGCCUUCAGCUCGUAGCUGCAUCCGCUCAGCACUUUCCAGUGACUCGUCUACCCUCGCAGCACAGCACUGUUGUUAUGAUGACCGUGGACGGCUGAUCACACGGGGGAAAGGCGCAGGCACGCCUAACCUGAUUAGCACCGAGUUCUCACCUGAGCUGCAUUUCAAAGUGGAUGUUUUGCCUUGGAUUCUGUGCAAGGGAGAUUGGAGUCGCUUCCAUGCGGUGCGGCCACCCAAUAAUGGACUGAGUUGCCCAGAAAACCCCCAUGAGGAUGUGUUCAUGAAUGAACUGGAAGAGGCCAGGGAGUACUGAGGGACCACAGCCAAAACUACCACUUCACUCAGAGAGUCAGAGGGCCCAAUCCUAAUUUGAGAGGAGGUAGCCUACCUUAAAAGUCAAGAAAUGCUACAUGAAAACCAUCAAACCACAACCAUUAAAUAGACAUGACUUAAAAGAAAUGUACAGAUUAGGAGUUUUGUGGGGUUUAGGAAUAAUGGUGAAGUUCGGUUUUCUCAAGUUAGGAUUUGGCACAGUAUCCUGAUAUCAGGCUUGACUGAGCUGAAAUGGAAAAAAAAAAUACCAACAAAAACAUGCAGUGUUGUCCCAUCAUUUGCCAACCUGUUGUACAUCUGGCAUGACACCAAGCUCUUUUUAUAUUCAGUGCUCACUCCUGGGUGCGUGUAAGCAUGAUGUCUACCUACUGGCUUUUUUGAUGGUAUUUUGCAGCGUUUGUGAUUGACAUUACCAACAUUAUAAAAACAUCCUGAUCAUGCUUCUUUUAGAUUUUACAUGAGGAAAUUCAUUGCAUAUGAGCUUGAUUUAUUGAUGGAACAAGCACAUGGCUUGGACGGAGUCCAACAGAUAAAUAUCCUAACUAUGCUGCUACAGUAUAAAAUCCGUCAGGUUUUAAAAAGGCAUUAUAAGGGGAACAAUACAGUGUUUUCAAAGGACACAAUCUUCUGAAAUGUACAUUCAGCCAGUCCUCUGAGUUAUUUAACUGCAGGAAGAGGUUACUGAGAAAUUUAGGUUUUUCUCAACCAGAGAACUAAGCUAAAAAGAUUUGAAACCUUCAAUUGCAAGUGCUUAGUUUGCUAGUGAGAUUAUUACUAUUAUUAGUCUUCAGGUAGAAAUUAUUAAGGAACAGCUCAUUUGUUUUCAAAUGUUAUUUUACACAGAUUGAUUUCAUGUGUUUCCACACUUUUUUUUUUUCACAGCUAGGAAAUACAUAUGAUCUGGGUGCCAAAGAGAUAAAACAAAAGUCUGACUGUCGGUGCCUGUGUAAAUCCCACCUCCAAGUCUCCACACGGUGUGGGGAAAACAUUAAGUUCUGCAGUGAUUAGAUUUUGUCUCUGCUAUCUUCUCAGGGGGACUAGCUGACCAUCACAACAAAUUUUCGCAUUUACCUCGACAGCGGAGCACUAUUGGAACUUGUACAGUGUUUUGGGGUAAAGAUUAGUAGAAGAGUGUUGGGUGUGUAAUUGAAAUUGUUGAACAGAUGAUGCUUUAGUGCACUUGGAGCCCUUUGAUCCCUGUUGUUGAUGCAUUGUGUGGUAGAAAGAUGUUUGCUGUUUAGGGUCUUUGAGUUUAUGUACAGUGCUUGAUUGGAUAGAAAGGACAAUCCUUCUCAAAUAAACAUCCCUGAGAGGUCAUUUAGGUGUUGGCCAGUAAGCAGGCUGACACAAGAUACCGGUAAAUAGUCUCUUGCCAUUAUAUGGUAUAUGUUCCUAAGUGUGGCUUGUAAGAUUGAUAAGGCGGCUGUUUAACCACUUUAGUUUUAUGUGAACUCUGUACAUCAUUUAAACGAUCCUCAUGUUCCACUUGUCCUUUCUAUCCAAUCUAAUAAUAUGGAUGUUUGCUCCAAACCUUUAUAUUUUCAGGAAGUCUGCAUCCAGAUGCAUUUAUGCAAUCAUGCAUUUGCAUUUUGGCAUCACCAGUUUUAAAGAAAAGGCACUUUACUUUUGCCAUUUGUUGAUGAGAGUGCUAUUGUGAAGGGAAACUCGCCAGAAAUGCUGCAUUGUUAUAUGAAGGUGCAUAUACAUAUAACUGUUCUGUUGAGAAAAGCAUGACCUUUUUGUGACUUCUGAAUCUAGUAUUACAUAUAUGGUGUUGUACAGUAUUUAUUUGUCUGUUCUCCUUUUUUUAAGUUUGCUGAAGCUUUGAAAUGACUUUAUUCUUAUCAUGGUGCACUAGUAAGACUCAAUAAUGAAGGCAUCCAUUAACUAAAGGGAAACCUCCUGCCUCAUAUCACUUCAUACAACAACAACAGGUGUCUGUGUUUUAUUCUGUUGUGCUGCAGUACUCUAUAAAUAUGUUGCAAUUAUACUGAAGAAAUCUAAAUCUAUAUAUAUAUAUAUAUAUAUA
Archocentrus centrarchus (flier cichlid) is the source of this 4023-nucleotide messenger RNA. It is a transcript of the gene ism2b, whose product is annotated as isthmin 2b. The record is from RefSeq and is a predicted model, not a curated record. The coding region runs from base 559 to 1974 and encodes 471 amino acids. Lineage: Eukaryota; Metazoa; Chordata; Actinopteri; Cichliformes; Cichlidae. The transcript is spliced from 6 exons.